This is a messenger RNA of Eufriesea mexicana, 1797 nucleotides long. Its product is annotated as mitochondrial ribosome-associated GTPase 2. Gene Ontology annotation, biological process: rRNA base methylation. The record is from RefSeq and is a predicted model, not a curated record. The annotation marks the transcript as partial. Gene Ontology annotation, molecular function: GTPase activity; rRNA (uridine-N3-)-methyltransferase activity; magnesium ion binding. NCBI's taxonomy places the organism in Eukaryota, Metazoa, Arthropoda, Insecta, Hymenoptera, Apidae. The transcript has 8 exons. Gene Ontology annotation, cellular component: mitochondrion.
AUGAAACUUACUAUAUUUAGUGAAAAUGAUCGUGUACUCUUAGUUGGAGAAGGUAAUUUUUCAUUUUCUGUUGCACUGUUCGAUCUUAAUUUAAAAAUUAAUAUUACUACAACAUGUUAUGAAGCUGAAGUUAAUCAAGUCAUUGCAGAGAGAAACAUACAAUACUUAAAAAAUAAUGGAGUUCGUGUAUUAUUAGGUGUUGAUGCAACAAAAUUAAAAGAGCAUCCAAUAUUAAAAACAGAAUUAUUUAAUAAAAUUAUUUUUAAUUUUCCCCAUGUUGGUGGUAAAAUGCGAAUAGAAAGAAACAGAAAAUUAUUGAAACAGUUUUUUAUAAGUGCAUCAGAACAAAUAAAGAGUAAUGGUCAAGUAUUAGUUACACUAUGUAAUGGUCAGGGUGGUACAUCUCUUGAUAAUCCAUCAAGACGUUGGGACGAUUCAUGGAAAGUUACAGAAAUGGCUGCUCAUGGAAAUUUUGUAUUAAUAACAAUUAAUCCAUUUGAUUGGUCAGCUUUUCAAAAUUAUAUGACAACUGGAUAUCGUAGCUUGAAUAAACAAUUUCAUUCUGCUGGAGCUUUAACUCAUAUAUUUAUAAAAUCUGAACCACCAAAUAGUUUGAAUAUUGCUCCUAAAGAAAAAAUAAAUAUUCUGCAAUAUAAUAGUAAUAAUUUUUCAUGGAAAGAUACAAAUCCAACUGCAAAUAUGUUAUACACAAAUACAACUAAUGUAGAUACUCAUACAUAUAUAUUUGACAUAACUUUUAAACAAGAAAAUGUCCCUAAACCUUUACGUAAUAUGAAACCAAAGACACAGAGUAAUAUAGAAAGGAGUAUUGUUGAUUUGAAGAAGAUAAGAACAAUUGGCGGAAAAGGCGGUGAUGGCAAUAUAUCAUUUUUACAAUUAUGGUCAAAUGAAUUUGCUGGGCCAGAUGGUGGAGAUGGUGGACAUGGUGGCCAUGUAAUUCUUAAGGCAACAUUGGAUGUUACAGAUCUAUCACAUAUAAGUAGUGUUCUUAAAGCUGAAAAUGGAGAAAAAGGCUAUAAUAAAUCCUGUUUUGGAAAAAAUGCAGAACAUACCUUAAUACAUGUUCCUAUGGGUACCAUAGUACGUAAUAUGAAAGGAAACAUAAUAGCUGAUUUAAAUCGUGAAGGAAUGAUGUUUAUUGCUGCCCGAGGUGGUGCUGGUGGUCACGGAAAUGCAUUUUUUAAAUCAGAUACACAGCAAUCUCCACGUAUAAGUGAAUAUGGUGCAAGUGGAGAAGAUUUACAAUAUGUAUUAGAAAUUAGUAGUAUAGCACAUGUAGGAUUAAUUGGAUUUCCAAAUGCAGGUAAAAGUACCUUACUAAGAGCAAUAUCUAGAGCCAAACCAAAAGUUGCCGCAUAUCCAUUUACAACAUUAAAACCUCAUUUAGGUAUGGUGUUAUAUGAUGAUUAUGAGCAAAUUGCAGUGGCUGAUUUGCCAGGCAUUAUACCUGAUUCUCAUAAAAAUAAAGGUCUUGGUAUACAAUUUCUUAAACAUAUAGAACGUUGUAAAAUUUUAUUAUUUAUUAUUGAUGUUACUUCUAAUGAACCAUGGGAAGAUUUUGAAACUUUAAGAUAUGAAAUUACAGAAUUCAAUAUACAAUUAAAUAAAAAAUCACCUCUUAUUGUAGCAAACAAGAUAGAUUUACCAGGAGCAAUGGAAAAAUUGGAAAUAUUUAAGCAGAAAAUUCAAUUACCUAUUGUUCCAAUUUCUGCUAAGAUGGGUACAAAUAUAUAUAAUUUAUUAAGAAAGAUAAGAAUAGUAUAUGAGAAGGAGGAU